CGCCAUUGGAAGAAGUCAAGGGGGUACCAACUAGCACGACAUAUACAAAACCGUCUUACAAUAUGGUAGGACAAGACCGCUACAAAGCGCUAACUCGCACGGUCCCCAGCAUGCAAGCAGUGAAACUCAAUACCGCCGAAGAGAAAGAAGUAAAAACGCCAUUGGAAGAAGUCAAGGGGGUACCAACUAACACAACGUAUACAAAACCGUCUUACAAUAUGGUAGGACAAGACCGCUACAAAGCCCUAACUCGCAUGGUCCCCAGCAUGCAAGCAGUGAAACUCGAUACCGCACAGGAGAAAGAAGUAAAGACGUCAUUAGAUGAAGUGCAGGGGUUAGUCCCAAAGAUAGCAUACUCAACACCAUGUUAUCAUACAGUAAGGCAAGACCGCUACAAAGCCUAUUCCAACCUGGUCCCCAGCGCAGAAGCACCUAGUAUCAAGCUUAACAAGGGCAAAGAGCAAAAGGCACAUCUGCGCCUAGUCAUGAAAGGUGGCGACUUGGCUCCCAUCAGUUGGCACAAGGCAGCAGUCGCUGCUGUAACACAAGAAUACGUCAAAGCAAAAUACUCCCAGGUCCCCAGUAACCAGCCCAUUCAUAUUGCCAAAAUACAAAGUGCCAUCUCUGACCUCGAGUCCAUAGAAACGCAUGUUGAGAUUGCUUGGAACACAGUAAAACCAGUGUCGACAAAUCAUCAAUAUUCGAAGGCAAAAUUCUCCUUCACAAAAAGUAAUUCCCCAGUAUUCUUUGCUGACACUCAGACAGCUGAAACAAAACUCGAAAAAUCAAAAGUUCAGGCUGAUCUUGAUUGGGUUAAACCAGAGUUGAUUCCAGUAGCACCACAUUACUACAAGACCAAAUCACGGUCUGCUAAGAGUCAAGACCCCCUUUAUUCUGGAAUACAAGAAAGCAUGAUCACUGUUCCUCAGUCUGUUGAUGACCUGGCCCCCAUUCAAAAGGAAAAAGCAAACGUUGUUGAUGUAAGCCACAAGUACGAAAAAGCAAAAUCAUCCCAAGUUUCAAGUAACUUGCCCUUGCACAAUGCAAAAUUGGGAAGUACAGAUGCUGUGGCUGAAUCUGUAAAUGACGAAGUGAAGACGGCACAGUACAGCAAACCAGAAUAUGAAAAGGUGCAACAAGUAGUUUUGAAGCAUAAUACUAAUGUUGUGGCCUCAAACACUGCUCAGUACCAACAAGGAAACCAGAAGACCCUUCAUCUUGCCGAAGACGAAGUUGAGGGCAUCAUCGAACCGUUCAGAGCAAGAGGCUGCAAGUUCGAGACAGUUCCGCAACCAUACGACGAGGCAGUGAAGUAUGAAAUUACUCCCUCACAGAAACCCACCUAUCAAGCUAAGAGUCAGGACUUGAUUCUUAAAACGGAGGUUGUGAAGGAAAACACAGAUAAAGUUGAAUUCCACAAGCCCGCCGUAGAGCUCACAGGACAAACAUUGUUCAGCCAUGACACAGCCAUUACAAAGUCAGGGCAACCAAGUUACCAUCAAGCAAAGAAGAGUCAUUUGAUUCUGACAACAGAGGUUGCAAAGGAAAGUACAGAUGAAGUUGACUUCCACAAGCCUACUGUAGCACACACAGAUCAGAAGUUGUUGAGCCAUGACACAGCCGUCACAAAGUCAGGGAAACCAACUUACCAUGAGGCCAAGAAGAAUCAUUCAAUUCUCACAACAGAAUAUACAAAGGAAAUCACAGAUCGUGUUGAAUUCCACAAGGCUGCUGUGGAGCUCUCUGUAGUGAAGCUGUUCCGCCACAACACAGCUAUCACAAAGUCCAAAUGGCGGUACUUUGGGGUCCGAGAGGGACGGAUUACACUGCAAACUGAGGGUGUGCACGGUUUGGAUACUAACGUUAAGUACGAAACUGCCAAUGUACGGAAGGUAGAGCAAGAAUUACACACAGCAAACAAGGACGAAGUCCUCGUGGAAACAGCAGACUACUUCCACACAAAACCCCACAGGGCUGCAGUACCGCCUUUAGAAACGCUGGGAGUUGUGGAACCUCUUACCUACGAGACAGCAAGUGUGCAGAAUGUCGAGGCAGUUUUCGCAAAAGCUGACCAGGGAGAGGUGACUGUUGAAGCUCCUGAAUACCAUACUGCCAUUACAAACUCAAAAUUCCUGACUUUGUCAGAAACAAAGGAAGAUGUCACUGAGAUCAAAUAUGAUACCGUUACCCCACAGACCGUAAGUGAAGAACCCUUGCACAACGUCAUUGUUGGUGAAGGCAAAAGUGAGUGGCAUUGGCUACAUGCCGAAGAAGGUGAGUUAGAGGAACUGACGUUCGAGAAGACAAGAAAGCUGAAACCGCCAAUCAUUGAAUCAGCUGUGCGAGAAAUUGUCGACCCCCAACUGGAAAUGCCGCGUCCAGUAUUCAUCACAAAUCAGGCAGCGGUUCAAGCCCCUCUGCCUACCUUCACGGCCAAGGAGGUGAACUCGCUGCCUGAAUGGGAGACCUGUGAGACCUUCACAGUCGAGGAGGUGACACCAGUUCGAGCCAAGGCAUCAGUAGCCGUGAUGAACGUCUGUAGAGCCCAGGCUAGUCAGCCAAGGGUCCAGCUGGCAGAAGAAAUGCCAAUUGUGAAGGUCGAUGCGGUCCAAGCCUUGUCUCCACCUCCUAAAACUCGCCCUGGCUUGUUCUAUGUGAAACCCAAAGAGGUCCAACAGCCCCCUCUCGAAGAAGUGGGGACUAUUGAUGACUUGAACACUGAGUCAGCUAAGGUGAGCGAAGAAGAAACCCCCACACUCCACAAGGUCACGGUCACUCCGGUCAGCAAGCUAAAGCUAGAGCUUCCCAAGCUGGAGAUAAGAGAGGAGGAAGAAACCAUAACAGUGGAUGAUCUGGAUCUCAGUCCCGUCACAGUCGUCUCUCCAAAGCCAACGCAAAUACAUGCCAAAAUCGAGAUGGAAGAACAGACAGAGGUUCCGAGUCAGAUGCAUGUGUCGCUGCCAGUCCUGCCUCGACCUCUGCUCAAACAGGCCAAUGAGGAUAGCUUGGAGGAAAUACCACUUGGCAGCACACUGGAGAUCCCAGAGUUGCCUUACCACAAGGCCAGGACAUCCAUGUGUCCCCUACUUACAUCUCACAGGGCUGGUGCCAUGAAGCUUCCCAUACAGAGGGCUCCUCUGGGUUAUAACCAGGACUGGCGGACUCUGAAGCGGCUGGAAGGACUGAGGGCCAGUCUGAUGGUGAAUGGAGAGACUGAGGCACCCUACAUCAGCAGAACAAGCAGUGUGCAGUCCCUAAACAGCCAGAUGUCCAACGAUCUUGCAUGGACGUAUGCAGAUGACAAGAAGCCAACCGAAAAAGAAGAAAAGAAAGAGCCAUCAGCAUCUCCGGAGAAGCCUUCUCCACCAAGACCAGGUUCACGCAAGCCUCUAGAUGAUAACACUUUCAAGGCACCAGAGGAAGAGCCAGAUGCUCCAGUGCCUCCCAAAGAUGAGCCAAAAGCUGCACCACCCAAGAAAGGUACUGCCAUCCAAAUGGUUCGUGAACUGCUCGGAUUGCCUCCUAAAGGGAAGACUCAACCUGAGGCAAAACCAGCUGCCCCUGUCACCAAGGAAACACCUCCAGAACCUGUCGUCAAGGAAACGCCUGCCCCAGAACCUGUCGUCAAGGAAACGCCUGCCCCAGAACCUGUCAUCAAGGAAACGCCUGCCCCAGAACCUGUCGUCAAGGAAACGCCUCCAGAGACUGUCGUCAAGGAAAGACCUGCCCCAGUUGUAAGCAGAGCACCAAAACCUGUCGUCAAGGAAAUGCCUGCCCCAGAACCUCUCGUCAAGGAAAUGCCUGCCCCAGAACCUGUCGUCAAGGAAAUGCCUGCCCCAGAACCUGUCGUCAAGGAAACGCCUGCCCCAGAACCUGUCGUCAAGGAAACGCCUGCUCCAGAACCUGUCGUCAAGGAAACGCCUGCCCCAGAACCUGUCGUCAAGGAAACGUCUGCCCCAGUGAAGAAAGCUCCAGAACCCAUCACCAUUGGACCACCCUCAGCAGAGCUGCCAGAGCCUGUUGAUUUGCCGACGACUCCCAUCCCCUCAUCAAUGGUCGUACCAUCAGGUCCACAGAAGUCUCCACCAGCUGCCAGCGCACAGCCAGAGAAACUUGGGUUCUGGGAUAGUCUGAGGAGGGAUCUGAAGAAGCCUACAGCAGCUGCUGCAGUACCGGACGAUUCAACUACCAAGCCAACCGUUUCUGACAAACAAUCUGAGUCUGACCCUGACUCAAAUACGGCAAGUAAGCUUGGUCGAUACCUGGGAUUUUUCAAGAGGGACAGUGAGAGAGGGAGAGAGGAGAAGAAGGAUGAGAAGUCUCCGAAAAGGUCCAGUCUGUUCAGCAGGGCACCAGCAGGAUCAUCAGAGCCACAGUAGGGCAGGUAGACUUGUGAGCUGAGGAAAAGUGAAGGCAAAUAGAAGGAGGACCAAGGAAGGAAGAAUGAAGGUUGACAUUAUUUUAAUGUAAAUAUUUAGUCACCGCUGUCCUUUCAGAUUUAAUUUUAUGUUUUGAUACCAGUGUUGGUCUUAUCUGUGAAAAACCUUUAAUUUUAAUGAAAGGUACAAUCAGUAAGUUAGAUCCCAUUCAUUUGAUUGGUUUACAAGUAUGUAACUUAUAGUAAUUGGCACACUUGGACCAAUGCUGUGUUAGCAGACUUCUCAUCACCUGGUGAAAGACCACUCAUGUGUUAAUACAAUUAACUACCUCAAAUACUCAAUACUAAUAUUGUUGGUGGAUUGAUGGACAUAUUUGAUAAUAAGCCAUGUUACAUUAGGUCAGGUGUAAUAAACUGAAUGGAUAUAUACAAAUCUUAUGUAAUUAGUACUUGGGAUAUCAACUACUUGGAAUUUCUAUCUAUAGUAUGUUUAAAACAGAUACUUUAAACUUUUAAGUUAGAAUUACUUAU
Molecule: messenger RNA, 4909 nt
Organism: Branchiostoma belcheri (Belcher's lancelet)
Lineage: Eukaryota; Metazoa; Chordata; Leptocardii; Amphioxiformes; Branchiostomatidae
Product: titin-like
Exons: 4
Coding region: 63-4379 (1438 amino acids)
Source: RefSeq, a predicted model, not a curated record